This is a messenger RNA of Caenorhabditis angaria, 381 nucleotides long. The record is from the annotation of a GenBank genome assembly. NCBI's taxonomy places the organism in Eukaryota, Metazoa, Nematoda, Chromadorea, Rhabditida, Rhabditidae.
AUGAACUGUUCUAUCAAAAUAGUCUCUAUUCUUCUCAUCAUAAACAUUAUUUUUCCAGUUGUAAUAUGUGAUAAUUCGUAGGUUUUUUUCAAAUGUUCACAAAGUUGAAUAUAAAUUUCAGAUGGGGUGCAUCAGAUGUGACAUCCACAACUGCAAAUGUACUGAUGUCAACCACAACAAAACCGCAUAGAAGCUGGCCUAUAGUAAGUUUUAUUUUUUUAAAUCACAUAAUGGAUUUUAUUGUUUCAGUAUACAUGUUGGGGGUGGAUUGGUAGAAGACGGUGUGGUUUUCGUCCAUACCCAAGAUACAGAUCUUCAUCAACUUUAUCUGAUUACUUACCAUCGGUUUUGAUUUUUGGUUUUCUUUAUUUAUUGAGUUGA